This is a messenger RNA of Oikopleura dioica, 534 nucleotides long. NCBI's taxonomy places the organism in Eukaryota, Metazoa, Chordata, Appendicularia, Copelata, Oikopleuridae. The record is from the annotation of a GenBank genome assembly.
AUGAGAAGCAGGGCAGAGAAAUCAAAAGCCAAAACAGAUAUUUGGAGAAUCGAGGACGAACAAGCGCAGUUCUACUUCGAGGCGUACCGACUGGAAUGCGGCGAAAAGUCGCAACUAUUUCUGGCGAAGGCGGUUCAGUUAUUUCAACGUUCUAAGCUGCGCCAGGAAGAGCUGGCGAUUGUGUGGGAACUGGCGCAGAUCGACAACGCCAAGCAGCGCGUUUCUUUGCCCGACUUUUUCGUCGUCUUUCAUUUGAUCGUCGCCAGGCGCAAUGGAUGUCCGCUGCCUUUCGCGCUCCCUCCGCAGCUCAAAUCCUCGGCUUUGAAGCAGGCUGAGCAGAUCCAAAAGCCUCUGGAACGAAGAUCGAUCGCGGAAUUGAAAAACUCGAUCGAGCAGAUCAACAAGAAAAACGCCUCGAUUUUGGAAGCGAUCAAAACGACCGGGGUCGAAAUUCGCCGGGCGCAGUUCUGCCGCAUCUACCGCGAGAAACACCUCUUCACGAAGCAGCGAGAAAAGAAACAAGUGAUGUUUUGA